Messenger RNA from Anoplophora glabripennis (Asian longhorned beetle), 792 nucleotides. RefSeq lists its product as uncharacterized. The record is from RefSeq and is a predicted model, not a curated record. Bases 26 to 586 code for a protein of 186 amino acids. The transcript is spliced from 4 exons. NCBI's taxonomy places the organism in Eukaryota, Metazoa, Arthropoda, Insecta, Coleoptera, Cerambycidae.
CUUUUUUUAUACAAACCAAGUUAAUAUGCGUAGUGCGUGGUUAAGUUUAUUGUUACAGUUUUGGUUAUUUAUACAAAUUUAUUCGGGAAGGAGUUCAUUUCGCCCUAAGACUGUCAGGAUUUAUCAGUUUAAAGGAAUAUGUCCAGGCCAUGAAGAUAUACCAGUAUAUUACUCAGAUAUAGAAGUAGUGAACAUAAAUCGUACUUUUCGUGUAUCUUUGAAAGCUAACAUACGCUCAGAUAUCAACAAUGACAUGAAGCUAUGGUUGUUUUUAAGCAGAUGUAACAGUAGAGAUGCUUUAGACUCGUGUGAAACUUAUAAUACGAUAAAAAUAAAUCAUUUUUGUAAAAUAUUGAAUGGGGAAAAUAUGCCGUGGACAGACGCUGUCAGGAAAUUUUCACCCCCCUUGAGAUGUCCUCUGAAAAAAGGAGUAUACGAAUUCAAAAACAGCACUUUUGAUGGAUCAGCUUUUAACCGUUUUCCUGUGUUAAACUGGUAUUGGAAAGUUUUAGUUAACAUCAAAGAUGAAAUUACCGACGAACUCUUGCAAUGUGCAACAUUGGAAGGACAAAUUGCACCCAUUUAAUAGACAUUAAUUAUUUUAUUAUAUAUGUGUAAUAAAAAUAUUGAUAGUUCUAGUCUAAAAUAGUUUCAUUGUUUUACAUACAGUGUAACAAUGUACGAGGGUCAUUUUAUAAGGAAGCUACCUUUAGAAACACAUAUCAGUUUUGUUUCUCAGGUUCCGUCGUGCAAACUGAAUUUUUUUUACCCUUUUAUGAAAUAUAAAUUGCA